This is a messenger RNA of Penicillium manginii, 1491 nucleotides long. It is a transcript of the gene gatA, whose product is annotated as 4-aminobutyrate transaminase gatA. Lineage: Eukaryota; Fungi; Ascomycota; Eurotiomycetes; Eurotiales; Aspergillaceae. Gene Ontology annotation, molecular function: pyridoxal phosphate binding. Gene Ontology annotation, biological process: GABA catabolic process. The coding region runs from base 1 to 1491 and encodes 496 amino acids. The transcript is spliced from 2 exons. The record is from RefSeq and is a predicted model, not a curated record. Gene Ontology annotation, cellular component: mitochondrion.
AUGGCCUCUAUCCUCCGUUGCAGCCCCAAGCUGCGCACCGUGGCCCGCGUGCCCGCUGCCCGUGCCCUCUCCACCACUGCUCGCCUCCAAGCUGCUGAGAAGCCCUUCUUCCCCAAUGAGCCUACUGCUCCUUCGCUCAAGACCGCUAUUCCCGGCCCCAAGAACAAGGCCGCUGCGGCUGAGCUCGAUGAGGUCUUCGAUGUCCGCAGCUUGAACAUGCUCACCGACUACCAGCAGUCCAUUGCAUCGCCGAUCUCGAUGGCAACAAGCUGCUUGAUGUCUAUGCCCAGAUUGCCUCUAUCCCCGUUGGUUACAACAACCCCCCACCUCAAGCAGGUUGCUCAGUCCGAUGAGAUGAUCACCUCGUUGAUCAACCGUCCUGCCCUGGGUAACUUCCCCUCUGCCGACUGGUCCCAGAUCCUGCGCACCGGUAUCCUCAAGGCUGCUCCCAAGGGCCUGAACCAGGUCUUCACCGCCAUGGCUGGUUCUGAUGCCAACGAGACUGCCUACAAGGCUGCUUUCAUGUACUACCGCCAGCUCCAGCGUGGUGGCCCCGACGUCGAGUUCACCGAGGAGGAGCUUCUGUCCACCAUGAACAACCAGGGUCCCGGUUCUCCCCAGCUCUCCAUCCUGUCCUUCAAGUCUGCCUUCCAUGGCCGUCUCUUCGGAUCCCUCUCCACCACCCGCUCCAAGGCCAUCCACAAGCUGGAUAUCCCCGCCUUCGACUGGCCCCAGGCCACCUUCCCCACCCUGAAGUACCCUCUUGAGGAGCACGUCCAGGAGAACGCUGCCGAGGAGAAGCGUUGCCUCGAGGAGGUUGAGCGCCUCAUCAAGGAGUACCACAACCCCGUCGCUGCCGUCAUGGUUGAGCCCAUCCAGUCCGAGGGUGGUGACAACCACGCCUCGCCCGCUUUCUUCCAGGGUCUGCGUGACAUCACCAAGCGCACCAACGUUCUCUUCAUUGUCGAUGAGGUCCAGACUGGUGUCGGUGCCACCGGUAAGUUCUGGGCUCACGACCACUGGAACCUGUCCUCUCCCCCCGACAUGGUCACCUUCUCCAAGAAGGCCCAGACUGCCGGCUACUACUUCGGCAACCCUGCCCUGCGCCCCAACAAGCCUUACCGUCAGUUCAACACCUGGAUGGGUGACCCAUCCCGUGCUCUGAUCUUCCGCGGUAUCAUCGAGGAGGUUGAGCGUCUUGGCCUCGUCGAGAACACCCGUGUCACUGGUGACUACCUGUACGCUGGUCUCGACCGCCUGGCCCAGAAGUACCCCGCCCACUUCCAGAACCUGCGUGGUAAGGGCCAGGGUACCUUCAUUGCCUGGGACACCCCCAAGCGUGAUGAGUUCCUCGCCAAGGCCAAGUCCGUCGGUGUCAACAUUGGUGGUAGCGGUGCCCAGGCUAUUCGCCUGCGUCCCAUGCUGGUCUUCCAGCAGCACCACGCUGAUAUCCUUCUGGAGAGCAUUGAGAAGAUCAUCAAGCUCCUCUAA